Molecule: messenger RNA, 816 nt
Organism: Phacochoerus africanus (Common warthog)
Lineage: Eukaryota; Metazoa; Chordata; Mammalia; Artiodactyla; Suidae
Gene: RPS19BP1
Product: ribosomal protein S19 binding protein 1
Exons: 4
Coding region: 84-494 (136 amino acids)
Cellular component (GO): nucleolus
Molecular function (GO): enzyme binding
Source: RefSeq, a predicted model, not a curated record
GUUCUCGCUCUGGUUUCCGCCGAGAAAACAGGGGUGUCCAGGGCGGAAGUACUUGAGGUGUGUGGGCGGGGCUAAGUGCAAUUAUGUCGGCGGCCUUGCUGCGGCGGGGCUUGGAGCUUUUGGGGGUUCCCGAAGCCCCCGAGGCCGCGCCAGGCCAGACUAAGCCUAGCCAGGCUCCAAAGAAACGGACCCGGAAGGCAAAGGCGACCCAGGCCCAGAAACUGCGGAACUCGGCCAAGGGAAAGGUUCCCAAGUCGGCGCUGGCCGAGUUCCAGAAGCGAGAGCACCAAGGGUACCUUGGAGUGAACCUGAGGUUUAUGACCAGCGCAAGAAGCACAGUGUCUGAAUCCGUCACCAGGCAGAUUGUGCGUCAGAACCGGGGCCGCAAGGCCUGUGACCGGCCUGUAACCAAGAAGAAGAAGAAGAAGGCCGAGGGCACGGUGUUCACCGAGGAAGACUUCCAGAAGUUCCAGCAGGAGUACUUCGGCAGCUAGGCUCCCAGAGGGCCCGCCUUUCUCCCCUCACCACAGCCUCUGCGGCUCAGGGCCUGCAGGGGAGGCGGGAGCGGCAGGGCUGGAGCUGGCCUUGACCUGUGCCCACACCCCAACAUUGCUCCGGAGGGUCACCUCCUUGCUGGGAAGGAACAUUCCUGACUGUUCUGUUUGCUUUGGCCCAAGGAGGGCCUCUGGGCUGUUUGCCGUGGAGGGCCCGUCCCUGGGCCCGCAGGGACCACAUCUCUGCCAGGAGGCGGGCUAGAUGGGCUUCCGGCUUCUAAUAAAUGUGGCCCAGCGGCUGUGAGCGCUGCCCUGACCUACA